This is a messenger RNA of Penicillium longicatenatum, 414 nucleotides long. RefSeq lists its product as uncharacterized. NCBI's taxonomy places the organism in Eukaryota, Fungi, Ascomycota, Eurotiomycetes, Eurotiales, Aspergillaceae. The transcript has 2 exons. The record is from RefSeq and is a predicted model, not a curated record. The coding region runs from base 1 to 414 and encodes 137 amino acids.
AUGACUACUAUGGAUCAAACAGAAUACAACGAGCCGUGGUGGGCCAGCGAUUCUCACUUCCUAAGUGAACUUCUGGCGUUUGAUGAACACAAAACAAGUAUCAAUAGCGAACUUCACCUCCCGUCAGUAUCAUCACCAGGCCACUAUUCGCAACCAAGUCAUCCCGAAGUAGAUAGGGCCACCGACCAAGUUGCAGCUGAGAUUAAUCGCUUCGGUGACACACUUGGUGGCCUUGGUAUCCAGAUUGAAGAAUUGAAGAUUCAAAUGAAUGCGGUACAGGCGGCAGUUGACCACACAACCAAUCGAAUCCACGCACUCAACAACUUAUUAAUCGAGGUGAUUAAGCGUGAAACGACAGCCAUGCAGAAGUUGGGAAAUGUUGCCAGUCAAUGUAUAGGACAUAAUAGUCUCUAG